UUCCUCUACGUCCCCCCCCUGAGUUCCCCCCCCCCUCCCCGUGACCUCGUGGCUGCAGCUGCUCGGGCUCUUCCUUUGAGCCUAGCCUGGCCCUACCCGGAAUGGCCGCAGGGGGCUCAGGAACUGCCUCCCUGGAGGUGGUGACCUUCAGGGAUGUGGCUGUGGACUUCACCCAGGAGGAGUGGGGCUGCCUGGAGCCCUGGCAGAAGCAGCUGUACCGGGAGGUGACACUGGACAACUACAGGAACCUGCUGUCCCUGGCAGGGCUGCCAGGCCCGGGAGCAGAUGUGAUCUCACAGGUGGAGCGAGGGGAGACCCCGGGGGAGCUGCCUGGAGGAGGCACCGAUUGGGAGGCUAGGCCUGAAACCAUUGAAUCUCCUCCAAAGAUGGCCAUUUCUAUGGAUGAAUCACUGCAGGAAAGUCAUUCAUGCGACAGCCACUGGGACUUCAAGUUGGAAGAAGGCUGGGAAUAUAAUGCCAAGUUAGAAACGAAGCAGAAAAACCAAGAUUAUCAUUCAAGGUCAUUGAAAGUUACCUCCCAGAAAACUCUUCCUGAAGGGCAAAGUGAUGAAUGUCAUAAAUUUGGGGGAAACUUCAGUCUGGAGUCAUUUAUUUCUCUACAACAGAAAGGUCCUGUCAGAGAGAGCCAACAUGAAUGUCAUACAGAUGAAAAAAACUUUAGGCAAUAUUCAAACCUAGUUAAACAUACAGAAAUCAACUCAGAUAAUGCACUUUCUAAUUAUAAUAAAUGGAGGAAAUGCUUUGGUUAUCAGUCAGACCUUACUCAUUUUCAUCAGAAGUCUACUGCAAAGAGAAUAUAUGAAAAUAAUCAGUGUGAGAAAGCUAUUACCUGGAACACAGACCUUAUUGGACACCAGAAGAUUCACAUUGGAGAAAAGCCGUAUAAGUGCAAUGAAUGUGGAAAGGCUUUCAGCCAGAGCACAAAACUUAUUUACCAUCAGAAAAUUCAUACUGGUGAGAAACCCCAUAAAUGUAAUGAAUGUGGUAUCUCCUUCAUGCAUCACUCCUCCCUUACUUACCAUCAGAGAUUUCAUACUGGAGAGAAAGCUUAUGAAUGUAAUCAGUGUGGGAAGGCCUUCAGCUGGAGCACUGAUCUUAUUAGACAUCAGAGAAUUCAUACUGGAGAGAAGCCUUAUAAAUGUAAUGAAUGUGGGAAGGCUUUUAUCCAGAAUACAAAACUUAUUUAUCAUCAGAAGAUUCACACUGGAGAGAAACCCCAUAAAUGUAAUGAAUGUGGCACAGCCUUCAUCCAUCACUCAUCUCUUACUUAUCACCAGAGAGUUCACACUGGAGAGAAACCUUAUGAAUGUAAUCAAUGUGGGAAGGCCUUCAGGCGCAGCACAGACCUGAUUAGACAUCAGAAAAUUCAUACUGGAGAAAAACCUUAUAAAUGUAACAUAUGUGGGAAGGACUUCACUCAAAGCUCAUCACUUACUGUACAUCAGAGAAUUCAUACUGGAGAAAAACCUCAUAAAUGUAAUGAGUGUGGCAAGGCUUUCAGUGAACACUCAUCCCUUAUUUGCCAUCAGAGAAUUCAUACUGGAGAGAAAUCUUAUGAAUGCAAUCAAUGUGGGAAGGCCUUCAGGCAGAGUGCAAACCUUACUGUACAUCAAAGAAUUCAUACUGGAGAGAAACCUCAUGAAUGUAACGAAUGUGGUAAAACCUUCAUCCAACAUUCAUCUCUUAUUUACCAUCAGAGAAUUCAUACUGGAGAGAAAUCUUAUGAAUGUAGUGAUUGUGGAAAGGCCUUCCGACGGAGCACUGACCUUAUUCGACAUCAAAAGAUUCAUACUGGAGAAAAGCCUUAUAAAUGUAAUGAAUGUGGGAAGGCCUUCAUCCGGAGUUCUUCCCUUUCUGUACAUCAGAGAAUUCAUACUGGAGAGAAGCCUUAUGAAUGUAGUCACUGUGGACAGGCCUUCAGUUGGAGUAGAGACCUUAUUAGACAUCAGAAUAUACAUACUGGAGAGAAGCCUUUUAAAUGUAAUGAAUGUGGGAAAGCCUUUACCCGGAGCUCCUCCCUUACUGUACAUCAGAGAAAUCACACUGGAGAGAAACCUUAUGAAUGUAAUCAAUGUGGGAAGGGCUUCAGCAGGAGCACAGAACUUAUUAGACACCAGAAAAUUCACACUGGAGAGAAGCCUUAUAAAUGUAAUCAGUGUGGGAAGGCUUUCAGCUGGAGUACAGACCUGAUUAGACAUCAGAAAAUCCAUACUGGAGAGAAGCCUUAUAAAUGUAACGAAUUCAACCCAAUUCCAUUUAAUGAACAUUUAUUGGCCUACUUUAUGCAAAGUACUAUGCUAGACAAUGGGGAUCCAAAAACAGAAAUGAUGCAAUCCCUGACCUCAGCGAACUUACAUUCUAUUGGGAGGAACAGUAUGUACCCAAAUAACUAAAUAGAGUGUGAUUUCUGGGGCUAAAAGCAAACUUCUAAGAGAUCAGGAAAGGCUUCCUACAGGAUGUGAUCCUUGAGCUGAGCUUUCCAGAGAGCUAGGAUUUCCCAGAGGGAUCACUGAGGAGGGAGAGCUUCCAGACACAGAGGUAGAAAAUCUAGGGUUGUGAAUUUGGAAAGGGCUUUACUCAAAGCACAAAUCUUGCUGUCCUUAAGAGAGUUCAGUGCUGUAUGAAACUCCAUUAAUUAGUACUCCUUCCUUGUUUACCAUCCAAGAAUUCAUCCCAAGAAGGAGAGAAGUUUCCCAGUUUUGCUGUUUGUGUUGAAAGCCUUUCCCCUUUUGAAACUAUAUUUUCAAUUAAAGGAACAUCUGUUCAAUGCAUACUUUUUAUGCACCAAACACUUCUAGAAGCUGAAAUGAUAAGGAAAACUAGCAGUUCCUGCUCCUAGGGAGUUUACCUUCUGUUUAGGUAGGGCCUCUACUUACAGAUAAGAGAAGAGACAAAGAUAAACAAACUAAUUUCAAGGGGAAGAAAGCUAAUAGUGAAGGGAGUCUGGAAAGGCUUCUUAUGGGAAGUGGUUCAUGAAUCAUGCUUUAGAAAAAACUAAGAUUUCUAAAAGAGAGGGGAAUGAGGAGAGAAUGCUUUCUAGAUGGAGGACACCACUUAUGCAAAAGCAUGUAAUCAAAACUGAGAAGUGCAUGGAGAACAUGUUGUAGACCAAUUUGUCCAGGAUGGAGAAUGUGUGAUGGGGAGCAUAAAAUUUGAAAGGUAGGUGGGAGGCACUGUGGGAAGCCCUCUGUGCUAGAUCAAGGAUUCUUUAUUAGAAAAUUAUGGAUAUUCUUACCAUGACUAUCCAAUUAUAGGAAGACAUAUUGAGAGAGGCAAUACUCCAUAGUAGGUAUAGAACUGGACUAGAUUCAGGAAGACCUAAGUUCAUAUCCUUCUCCUGAUGCUUCCUAAAUGGGGGUACCAUUAGCAAACCACUUAAUCUUCCAAGGCCUCAAUUUCCUUAUCCACAAAUCAGGUUUGAUAAAUCCAGAUGCACCCAUGUCUCCCAAGAUGGUUGUGAGGUAGUAGGGAGAUCUGUUCUGGAAACGUCUUUUUUUAAGUGGAAAGCAUGAUAUAAACAACAUUAAUAGCAUCCAUGAGAAAAUUGCCUAAUGUUCUUCAUGACUCCGCCUCACAGAACUGUGUUCCCACACUUGAGGAAAUAUAAGAGGGAAAAAGAUUUCACACUUGGCAGGCAGUUCUAUUGUUGAAAUCAUUACUUAUAUGUUCUAUGUAUUGUAGCCUUCAUUAUUGGCAGUCUCCCAAACAUUAUGUUCCAAAUUGUGUAUUACUGUAGUCACGACUCUGAAAUCAUCCUUUAACUAUCUGAUUUGGUCAUCUGAUCUCCAGUGUCUGCAUCUUUAAGAAUCUCCAGACAUUAUUGUCAUUAUAGUCCCUCUUCAACGUGCAGAUCACCUCCAAAAUUUGGAUUUUCAUUCUCUCCAAGUCCAAUGUGGGAAGAAUUCUUGGCGCUCUUUCUCACCUGUUCUGUUAUAUAACAAGUUUGCAAGAACUUAAUAUACCAGAAAUGAAAAUUAACAUAUCAAUUAGUUACAAAAAACAACCAACAAAACAAAUCCUAGAACAACCGAUAAAUUCAAACAGUUCCCUCAGUGUAUGAGGAUCAAGACUGCCAAGCCCCAAACUCAAUAUGUACUCUGUUGUACAACCUAGACUCUCCAUAUUCUUGGCCACAAAUCACACUUUUCCAAGUCUUUGUUUCAUCUUUAUAUUCUCUGAAUCCCAAAGUGCUCAUCCCCAAAUGAGAGUAGGGAAAGGCUGCUGCUCCUCUGUGAUAUGUGUUCAGUAAAUACCAGAAAUCCCAAACCAAUGAUAAUAUGUCAUUUAAGAAGCCAAUUAUUUCACUCAGAACCUCAAAAGAAGAUCCUACCCCUAGUGUGGGAUAAAAGUACAAUUUCAAUGAUCAAUUUAAAGCUUUUUCAUGAAAAUAGAUUGAGAGAAGCUAUAGAAUGGAAACCCAUCUUUCUCAAAUAUUCGAUCAUUUAAUUUCCAAAAUAUAUAGCGAACUGACUCAAAUAUAAAGCACAGGACCAUUCUCCAGUUGAUAAGUGGGCAAAGGAAUUGAAAUGAAGGAGAAAACUAUCACCAAAAGGGAAGAUACUCUCUGAAGUUAUCACUAAUUAAGAAUGCAAAUUGGCUAACCUCUUAAGUUUGACCUCAUGCCAGCAAACUGUCCAAUACAAAAAUUGUCCUUGUGGGAAAUUAGGCACAAUAAGUACACUAUUAACGGUACUAAGACUUGAACCCACUGUUCUGAAACAAUUCCAGACAAGUUGCUAAAUUGCUCAUUCCCUUUGAUCGCAGAGAAUCCACUGCUGUAAAGAAAGGUCCCCCAAAUACCAAAACAUCAAAAGCAACAUUUUGUGGUAUUAAACCUGGAAACAAAACGGGUAUCCAACAGUUGGGGACAUGGAUUUAAUGAAAUAUUAUUGCCCUAUACAAAAUGGCAAAUGAGCAAUUCAGAGAAGCUUGUAAAGAUGAAUAAAAUAAAAGCAGAACAAGUAGAAAUGCAUGUAAUGACUACCAUGCUUUUAAGUGAAAACACAAAAAGGCUGUUGAACUGAAAGGAUUCAUUUUAAUUCUAGAGUUCAGAUGAUGAAACCUUCUCUUCACUUAGUGGACAAGGCAAUGAACCAUGGAUCCCAAAUGUGGCAUACACCGACAAAUAAGGUUUCCAUAUUGGCCUUUUUCACUUGGUGAAUUUUUCUUUUUAUUAUGAAGAGUGCAUGUGGGUACAUGCAUAUGUGUGAAGCACAUAUUAACAAAUGAUAUCCUAAAAACAAAGAUGUCAAGAAAAUUAUUUUAAAAUAUAUCAAAAUCAAAUUAACAAAUUAGAAAAAGUAGAUCACAAUACAAGAGAAGUUAAGGAAUGACAUCUUCCUGUUAAUAAAUAUGAAAACUUCGAUGCGUCAACAUCUACAUAAAUGGAAAAUACCCCAUCAAUGUCACACAGAAAGUGAGUAAUGGUAGGUUAGCCACAGAAGGAGAAAAGAGAUUGUUAAAUAACUCUCCCAUAAAGAGAUACUAGAACUCACCCAUCAUAAGUGAAUUUUUUUCAUUUUUUGAAAGAACAUGUCAUACUUUCCAUUUUCCAAAGCCAAGAGAGAAUUCACGUGAGGUAAAAAAAAAAAAAUCAGCAAGAUCAUCAGAAGUUAUAAAACAUGAUAGAGGAUCCCCAGCAGUUUUUAAAAUAAUAUAGGAUUCACAGAAGCUAAAAGUGUCGAUGUGGGGUGGGAAGUAUAUCUAAUGUGCUGAAGGCCUUCUUUAGGGUCUUAGAUAUUAGUUGAAGCCCUCAGCUCUCUCUUGGGAACUCUGUGGUCUAUUGUUCUAUGGCUGCAUUUUUUAAUUUAGUUUUUCAUUUUUAAAAUAUUUUUCCAUGUUUACACAUUUUGUUUUCUUUCCCUCAGCAGCUAUGAUUAUUUUUGUACAAACAUUUUUCAUUAUUAUCUCUAGGGUAUAAACCUAGUAGCAGUAUGUCUGGAUCAAAGUGUAUGCAUUCUUUUAAAGCCCUUUGGACAUAGUUCCAAAUUGUAUGGCUGCAUUUUUAAAAAAUCAACAAUAACUACAAGAAAACUAUGUGUGCAGAGAUUGAAAAGAAAUUGCAGGAGCAUAAAGAACAAAUCAUUAAUAAUUUUAUUAAAGUUCAUAGAUUGUUUUGCUUUUUAAAAUCAAGAUGUAAAUGGUUUGGAUUUUACAAUUACAUGUUGAGAUCAAUUCUGUAUUCUGAUUGCUUGUUUGUAUUUCUUGAGUGUUGUUUAAAAUAAACUACUUUUAAAAA
Messenger RNA from Monodelphis domestica (gray short-tailed opossum), 6259 nucleotides. Lineage: Eukaryota; Metazoa; Chordata; Mammalia; Didelphimorphia; Didelphidae. The record is from RefSeq and is a predicted model, not a curated record.